Molecule: messenger RNA, 3637 nt
Organism: Enhydra lutris kenyoni (northern sea otter)
Lineage: Eukaryota; Metazoa; Chordata; Mammalia; Carnivora; Mustelidae
Product: neurotrophic receptor tyrosine kinase 2
Exons: 17
Coding region: 345-2813 (822 amino acids)
Biological process (GO): cellular response to brain-derived neurotrophic factor stimulus; protein phosphorylation; trans-synaptic signaling by neuropeptide, modulating synaptic transmission
Cellular component (GO): plasma membrane; signaling receptor complex; axon
Molecular function (GO): brain-derived neurotrophic factor binding; brain-derived neurotrophic factor receptor activity; ATP binding
Source: RefSeq, a predicted model, not a curated record
AUCCCAGUGCGCGUCUAGCAAGGAGCCUGCGUCCCGGGGAGUGCCGGCAGCGCCGCCGGCCCGUGCUCGGCGCGCCGGGCCAUGCAGCGGCGGCCGCGGCCAAUCUCGCAGCGGCGGUAGCGCCCCCUGUGAGGCAGCCGGAGAUGCCCCGGCCACUGUGAACGGUGCCGACCGCCAGGACACGCUCAGCGACGGACACGCUCGGCUCUGCGCUUCCGCGACAGUCACCGGGGCGAGGGAGCGGCGAGCGUGGCACAGGCCGCCCGGCAGGGGCAGGGGAGGCAGGCCGGUGCAGCGCGAGGACACGUACUCAGUCCGACUCGGGCUGGCACUGGCGGCUAGGGAUGUCGUCCUGGACGAGGUGGCAUGGACCCGCCAUGGCGCGGCUCUGGGGCUUCUGCUGGCUGGUUGUGGGCUUCUGGAGGGCCGCUCUUGCCUGUCCCACGUCCUGCAAAUGCAGCACCUCCCGAAUCUGGUGCAGCGACCCUUCUCCGGGCAUCGUGGCAUUUCCGAGGUUGGAGCCUAACAGUGCAGACCCCGAGAACAUCACGGAAAUCUACAUUGCCAAUCAGAAAAGGUUGGAAAUCAUCAACGAAGAUGAUGUUGAAGCUUACGCAGGACUGAAAAAUCUGACAAUCGUGGAUUCCGGAUUAAAAUUUGUGGCUCAUAAAGCCUUUCUGAAAAACAGCAACUUACAGCACAUCAAUUUUACUCGAAACAAACUGACGAGCUUGUCUAGGAAACAUUUUCGUCACCUUGACUUGUCUGAGCUGAUCUUGGUGGGCAAUCCAUUUACAUGCUCCUGUGACAUUAUGUGGAUCAAGACUCUUCAGGAGACUAAAUCCAGCCCAGAAACUCAGGAUUUGUACUGCCUAAAUGAAAGCAGCAAGAAUAUUCCCCUGGCAAACCUGCAGAUACCCAAUUGUGGUUUGCCGUCAGCAAAUUUGGCCGCACCUAACCUCACUGUGGAGGAGGGAAAGUCUAUCACAUUAUCUUGUAGCGUUGAAGGCGAUCCAGUCCCGAAUUUGUACUGGGAUGUCGGUAAUCUGGUUUCCAAACAUAUGAAUGAAACAAGCCACAUGCAGGGCUCCUUAAGGAUAACUAACAUUUCAUCUGAUGACAGUGGAAAGCAGAUCUCCUGUGUGGCAGAAAAUCUUGUAGGAGAAGACCAAGAUUCUGUGAACCUCACUGUACAUUUUGCUCCAACUAUCACAUUUCUCGAAUCUCCAACCUCAGACCACCACUGGUGCAUUCCAUUCACUGUGAAAGGCAACCCCAAACCAGCGCUUCAGUGGUUCUAUAACGGGGCCAUAUUGAAUGAGUCCAAAUACAUCUGUACUAAAAUCCAUGUUACCAAUCACACGGAGUACCAUGGCUGCCUCCAGCUGGAUAAUCCCACUCACAUGAACAAUGGAGACUACAAGUUAGUAGCCAAAAAUGAGUACGGGAAGGAUGAGAAACAGAUUUCUGCUCACUUCAUGGGCUGGCCUGGAAUCGAUGACGGUGCCAACCCAAAUUACCCUGAUGUAAUUUAUGAAGAUUAUGGGACUGCAGCAAAUGACAUUGGGGACACCACGAACAGAAGUAACGAAAUCCCUUCCACAGAUGUUGCUGACAAAAGCGGUCGGGAACAUCUCUCGGUCUAUGCUGUGGUGGUAAUUGCGUCUGUGGUGGGAUUUUGUCUGCUGGUGAUGCUGUUUCUGCUGAAGUUGGCAAGACACUCCAAGUUUGGCAUGAAAGGCCCAGCUUCGGUUAUCAGCAAUGACGAUGACUCUGCCAGCCCACUUCAUCACAUCUCCAAUGGGAGUAACACCCCGUCAUCUUCAGAGGGUGGCCCCGAUGCCGUCAUUAUUGGAAUGACCAAGAUCCCUGUCAUUGAAAAUCCCCAGUACUUUGGAAUUACCAACAGUCAGCUCAAGCCAGACACAUUUGUUCAGCACAUCAAGAGACAUAACAUUGUUCUGAAAAGGGAGCUAGGCGAAGGAGCCUUUGGAAAAGUUUUCCUAGCUGAAUGCUAUAACCUCUGUCCUGAGCAGGAUAAGAUCUUGGUGGCAGUGAAGACGCUGAAGGACGCCAGUGACAACGCGCGCAAGGACUUCCACCGUGAGGCAGAGCUGCUGACCAACCUCCAACACGAGCACAUCGUCAAGUUCUACGGUGUCUGCGUGGAGGGCGACCCACUCAUCAUGGUCUUUGAGUACAUGAAGCACGGGGACCUCAACAAGUUCCUCAGGGCCCACGGGCCUGAUGCCGUGCUGAUGGCCGAAGGCAACCCGCCGACGGAGCUGACACAAUCCCAGAUGCUGCACAUCGCCCAGCAGAUAGCCGCGGGCAUGGUCUACCUGGCGUCCCAGCACUUCGUGCACCGAGAUCUGGCCACCCGCAACUGCCUGGUCGGCGAGAACCUCCUGGUGAAAAUCGGGGAUUUCGGGAUGUCCCGGGACGUGUACAGCACUGACUACUACAGGGUCGGUGGCCACACAAUGCUGCCCAUUCGCUGGAUGCCUCCAGAGAGCAUCAUGUACAGGAAGUUCACCACAGAAAGUGAUGUCUGGAGCCUGGGCGUCGUGUUGUGGGAGAUCUUCACAUACGGCAAACAGCCCUGGUACCAGCUGUCCAACAAUGAGGUGAUAGAAUGCAUCACUCAGGGCCGAGUCUUGCAGCGACCUAGAACGUGCCCCCAGGAGGUCUACGAGUUGAUGCUGGGGUGCUGGCAGCGAGAGCCCCAUAUGAGGAAGAACAUCAAGGGCAUCCACACCCUCCUUCAGAACUUGGCCAAGGCAUCUCCGGUCUACCUGGAUAUUCUAGGCUAGGGCCCUUUCCCCCAGACCGAUCCUUCCCAAUGCACCUCCUCAGAUGGGCCGAGAGGAUGAACGUCGUUUAACUGCCGCUGGAUGCCAUCAAUCUGCUGUUCUUCACUCCGACAGUAUUAACAACAAAGACACGGAGAGGCUUUCCGAGGGAAGCCAUGUGCACUUCUCCAUCCAUAGACACAGUAUGGACUACUUUUUGGCAUUGUCUCUUUCUCUCUUUCCACCUCCCUUGGUUUCUUCCCUGGUUUUUGUUUGUUUUUUUGGGUUUUGGGGUUUGUUUUUGGUUUGUUUUUUUUUUUUUUUUGGUCUUUUUUUUUUUUUCUUUUUUGGUCUUCCUCGCUUCAUAGCCCCUACCCUUUCUUUUGAAUCAAUCUGGCUUCUGCAUUCCUAUUAACUCUGCAUAGACAAAGGCCUUAACAACCCUGAUUUGUUAUAUCAGCAGACACUCUAGUUUGCCCACCACAACUAACAAUGCCUUGUUGUAUUCCUGCCUUUGAUGUGGAUGAAAAAAAGGGAAAACAAAUAUUUGACUUAAACUUUGUCACUUCUGCUGUACAGACAUCGAGAGUUUCUAUGGAUUCACUUCUAUUUAUUUAUUAUUAUUACUGUUCUUAUUGUUUUUGGAUGGCCUAAGCCUGUGUAUGAAACAGGAAAACUUGUGUUUAAUCUGGGAAGCCUUUAUCUAUGGGAGAUUAAAACCAGAGAGAAAGAAGAUUUAUUACAAACCACAGUAUGGGAGGAACAAAGACAACCAUUGGGAUCAGCUGGCGUCAGUCCCUACUUAGGAAAAACCCAGCGACUGUUAGCUGGGAGGAAUGUAUUCG